AUGGAGAUUAAGCCUGUCACCUGCACGAGCCAUAUCUGUGGGACUUCCAAGACCACUUUGUGCACAUGGUACCAGUGGAAGAACUAUAGAUAUGUAUUGGCCUUUUACUUUGCCGUUGAGCAGAUCAAUAAGAGUCCCCAUUUGCUCCCCAACCUCUCCCUGGGUUAUAAUUUCUACAAUGCAUUUCCCAGUGACAAAAGAACUUUAGAAAGUGCUCUAUUUUUGCUCUCUGGAGAAAAUCGGUACUUGCCAAACUACAACUGCUGGAUACAGAAACAACUUGUUAUUAUUGCAGGAAACACGCCAACAUUUUCAGCCCAAGUUGGAACCCUAUUGGAGCUCUACAAAAGUCCACAGCUUCAUCCAUUUCUGAGGAAAAGCCAGUUGACAAACAGUAUUGUGUACAACAAGCCCCUGGAUGAAAAAAGAAAAAUGGUGCAGUAUGAUAUCCACAAUCUUAUGAGAUUUUCUAAUGGCAGUUUGCUGUUUGUUGAAGUAGAAGAUUUUGUCUACAAGAGCACCCAAGAUCAAGGUUUGGUCAUCAAUGAAAAGAUGAUAAACUUGCCUGUUAAUUUCAAGGAG
Messenger RNA from Tupaia belangeri chinensis (Chinese tree shrew), 582 nucleotides. RefSeq names its product extracellular calcium-sensing receptor-like. NCBI's taxonomy places the organism in Eukaryota, Metazoa, Chordata, Mammalia, Scandentia, Tupaiidae. Gene Ontology annotation, biological process: G protein-coupled receptor signaling pathway. Gene Ontology annotation, molecular function: G protein-coupled receptor activity. The transcript is spliced from 3 exons. The annotation marks the transcript as partial. Gene Ontology annotation, cellular component: plasma membrane. The record is from RefSeq and is a predicted model, not a curated record.